CCUAACGGGCUGUAUCCGGCAGGGCUUCUGUGCUCAGGGGCGGGGCGGGGGCGUUCUGUUUCAGAGACAGCGGAGCUAGCUCAGACGCGAAGUUACCCUCGCCCAGAACAUCCUGUGCGAACCAGGAUCUUGACCAGCUGAGCCCCCACGGUCGAUCCCGGCGUAGAGGCAGCCAGCCCGGCCUCGGUCCCUCCCGCAUCAGGGCUGCGGAGCGGUACAAACUCAUUGUCCAAGUUCCCUCUGCCCGGGCCCGGAGGCCCCUUCCCUGCGAGGGAGGGACUCAGCCCCGGACGGGCAGGUGCCUGGUGCCCGCGGACCCUCUCCGUCGGGCUCGAACCCCGUCUUGGUGGGCGGGGUGGGACCAGCAGGGAUAUCCUCAGAGUUCGGUUCUCUCCUCCGCAGCGUGCACGAAACAGCCCGGGAUGGCCACCAGGUUCCCGACAGCUUCGUGUUCGAGGAGCUGUGGUCUGGCGCACAGAGUCGUUGGGCAGGAUGGCGGGGAAGGAGUUUAAGGAUUCAAAGCAGGAAGGAGCAGUGUUGUGACAGGAGAGAGCCAGUGGACCCUCUGGACCGUGCAGGUGGUUGAAGGACUGAACCAGAGGGAGACUUAACAGCGAAUGCUGAACUCCUGAGCUGUUGGCACACCGGUGAUGUGUCCAGUCUUGAGAACACUGUUGGAAGAAGUAUCCAGGGACAGAGUGAGUUGUUGUCAUUCACGGAUAUAUCUAUGCAGUUCAGCUGGGAAGAGUGGCAGCUGCUGGAUUCUGUGCAGAAACACCUGUACCGGGAUGUGACUCUGGAAAACUAUAGUAACCUGGUGGCUAUAGGGUAUCAUGGUAACAAACCUGAUUUAAUCUUCAAGUUGGAGCAAGGACAAGAGCCAUGGAUCAUAAACUCGAAAGUUUCCCAUCAGAGCUGCCCAGAUGGUUGGGAAGAAUGGUACCAGAAGAAUCAUGAUGAACUUGAAAGUGUUGAGAGAAGCUAUGCUUGUAAUGCAUUUGGAAAACUUCAUCUGAGCAAAAGCCACAUUUCUUCAAGACAAAGAUUCCUUAAAUAUAGCACACAUGGAAGAAGUUUGACACAAAAUUUAACUUCAGCCACAAGCUGCCUAAGAAAGAAUGCUGAUCAGUUUCAUGGGUAUGAAGAAUCAUAUUUUAUUAAGCAUCAAAGAACUCAUAGUAUAGAAAAAAACUGUAUAUGUAAUGAAUGUGGGAAAGCUUUUCGUUGUAAAUCACAGCUCAUUGUACAUCUCAGAAUUCAUACAGGAGAGAGACCAUACGAGUGUACUAAAUGCGAAAGAGCCUUCAGUGCCAAGUCAAACCUCAAUGCUCAUCAGAGAGUCCAUACAGGAGAAAAGCCCUACUCCUGUAUCGAGUGUGGGAAAGUCUUUUCUUUCAGGUCACAACUCAUUGUCCACCAGGAAAUUCACACAGGAGGGAAACCUUACGGUUGCAGUGAAUGUGGGAAAGCCUACAGCUGGAAAUCACAACUGGUUUUACACCAGAGAAGCCAUACAGGAGUGAAACCAUAUGAAUGCAGUGAAUGUGGGAAAGCCUUUAGUUUGAAGUCACCAUUCGUGGUGCACCAGAGAACUCAUACAGGAGUGAAACCCCAUAAAUGCAGUGAAUGUGGGAAAGCCUUUAGGAGUAAGUCAUACCUCCUUGUUCACAUUAGGAUGCACACAGGAGAAAAACCCUAUCAAUGCAGUGACUGUGGCAAAGCCUUCAAUAUGAAGACACAACUUGUUGUGCAUCAGGGAAUUCAUACAGGAAAUAAUCCUUAUCAAUGCAGUGAAUGUGGGAAAGCCUUUGGUAGGAAGGAACAGCUCACUGCACAUCUGAGAGCUCAUGCAGGAGAGAAACCUUAUGGAUGCAGUGAGUGUGGGAAGGCUUUCAGCAGCAAAUCAUACCUCGUUAUACACAGGAGAACACACACAGGAGAAAGACCCUAUGAAUGUAGUUUUUGUGAAAGAGCCUUUUGUGGGAAAUCACAGCUAAUUAUACAUCAAAGAACUCACUCAACAGAGAAGCCCUAUGAAUGCAGCGAAUGUGAAAAAGCCUAUCCCAGGAAGGCAUCACUUCAGAUACACCAGAAAACUCAUUCAGGAGAAAAGCCGUUUAAAUGCAGUGAGUGUGGGAAAGCAUUCACUCAGAAGUCAUCUCUCAGUGAACAUCAAAGAGUUCAUACAGGAGAGAAACCAUGGAAAUGCUCUGAGUGUGGGAAAUCCUUCUGUUGGAAUUCAGGGCUUCGUAUACAUCGAAAAACUCACAAGUGAGAAAUCAGAACAGAGUAGAUGUUGGAUGCAUUCUCACAGAAGUUGAUCCUCAGGAGACUUCAGAUGAUAAUGGAAGCAGGAUAUAUAAGCAGGAAUACCUAAAAAUACAUUCUAAUCAAAUUAGUCAUGUGGGAGGGGAACCAAUUAUAUUUGGAAUGAAUAUGCAAAAACUUUCAGAAGUAAGUCAUGCAGAUCUUUAUAUGCAAGAGAAUGGUUGAAGGAGUAAAGAGCAGUAAUGGUAUAAACAGUAGCAUAAUUAGGAAGAUUUAAUUUGGGGAAUGCAUAUUAAGUCUGUAUGAAUUUAAUAAAUCAGGAAAGCAGUUUCCCAUAGGAGAUGUGUUACAUGGGGAGUCAUGUUCCAAAUUUGAUGCAGUUUUGGAGUGAAGAAAGUCCUUCUUGGUGGAGGAUAAAGUAGUUGGGUUUUGUUUGUUUGUUUUUAGUAUGUAACUAAUAGGAAAAUAACAAAGAACAUAUUCUGAAGGUUCAAGGGCAUGGAGUUUGACUUUCCUGAGCAACACUGCAUAGCAGUUUUUAAAAUUUUGGUAUUUUAUUUUUAAAUGUAACUUGUUAUAUUUGAUAAUUUGUGGAAUAACAUCCUCCAAUAUUCUCCAUAUUACAUGCUAAGUAUCAGUAUUGUCUCUUUAUUUCUUAGCAAUAUAACUAAAAUAAUGUGACUUUCAAUAAAUGAAAGGAUUUGUUCUUACUCCAGAUGAGUUUACUUCUUCAGUAAAUGGGUCUGUCAGUUAUUACAGCACUCCUUUCCAAGAGUGCUCAUGGUAAUGAAGAUUGAUUGUAUUUAGUAAUUCGGUGUUUGCUCCCCAUUGAUUGAUAAGAGUGGCUUGGAAUUCUCUGGAGAAAUACCCCUCCUAUGUUGUGCAUAUCCUUGUGGUGUGUCUCUCAGGGUGUCCUUCCCACCAGCCAUAGGUGAGCAUUCUGUCAUGGUUGAGUCACGGUAACCUCUUUUCCAGGAGUUUGAGUCUCUAAUUCAGUCUCACAUGAACCAGAAGGGAAAUAAUCAGAAUUCAUUCUUGUCCCAUAGUUUUACUAAGACCAUUAAUUAGUUCCUGCUAUUUCAGUUUCUCAGAAUAACUUUGGAUAUUCUGAACCUGGUUGUCUGGUGUUCUCUGUGCUGCCUCAUAUUUGCAAUAAAAAAUAUUAUUUUCUGCUAAUGUUAAGAAGAAUGAGUUCUAUUUCUUGUAACUGAAGGGCUUUAAUUGGUAAGUUGUUUUGCUGGAGUAAACUGUUAGUAAACUGUUGGAUAGAAAACUGUUAAAGAAAAAUGGGGUGUAUGGUUUAGGUUUAUUCCUAAGACAAGAAGAAAAUCUUUCAGAUUCCUGCUUAUAUUCCAAAGUGGAUACUUUUUAGCUGAUAGUAUGAAAUAGUGUUCUUACUUAUGUACACUAAGAACCUUGUGGACUCUAUUGGUAAGAUUCUGGCAAAACUCAGGAGCUAUUGUCCUAGAAAGUUUUAAACUUAAGAGGAAAUCUGGGACAUCAGAUGAAAUGGCUAGUUCUGGUUCCGUCAGCUCUUAAACACAAGACCAGACUUGAAGGCCUGAAUCUCAUCUCAGGGAAGUGUUGUCAGCAGCUCUCUGACAUUGUGGAAAUAAUUGCUUACUCAAGAGUUGUAGGGUUGAGAUGAUGGAAAUCCAAGACACAGUUGCUGAAGUACAAAGUCAUCUACCUUAAAUGUGCACCAAUCCCUUAUAUAAACAUGUUAGAAAAAGUGUCUCUUGAUAAUUGAUCAUUUGAAUAGAGAGAUUUGUGAAGAAUCUGAGGACUCAACCUAGCAAACUCAUGAUACACUUUGUAUUCUUGUCACUCAGGGAUACAGCCUAGAUGUUUGCAAACUGCAGACCACAGGCCAAAUACAGAUUGUUGAUACUUUUAUGGAUGGCAAGCUAAGAAGCUUUAACAUUUUUAAAUGGUUU
This is a messenger RNA of Dama dama (fallow deer), 4205 nucleotides long. RefSeq names its product zinc finger protein 26 (gene ZNF26). Bases 728 to 2275 code for a protein of 515 amino acids. The record is from RefSeq and is a predicted model, not a curated record. Gene Ontology annotation, molecular function: DNA-binding transcription factor activity, RNA polymerase II-specific; RNA polymerase II cis-regulatory region sequence-specific DNA binding. Lineage: Eukaryota; Metazoa; Chordata; Mammalia; Artiodactyla; Cervidae. Gene Ontology annotation, biological process: regulation of transcription by RNA polymerase II. The transcript has 5 exons.